Messenger RNA from Monopterus albus (swamp eel), 5755 nucleotides. It is a transcript of the gene oga, whose product is annotated as O-GlcNAcase. The transcript is spliced from 18 exons. Gene Ontology annotation, molecular function: beta-N-acetylglucosaminidase activity. Bases 607 to 3372 code for a protein of 921 amino acids. Lineage: Eukaryota; Metazoa; Chordata; Actinopteri; Synbranchiformes; Synbranchidae. Gene Ontology annotation, biological process: glycoprotein metabolic process. The record is from RefSeq and is a predicted model, not a curated record.
CAUUUAUUUUUUAUCACUGUAUUUCGAAAUCAAUGCAUUUUGAACAAAUGCAAAUACUGUCAUUUGAAUCCAUCGGCCAUGGGCGGCAGUUCUAUGGUUUCUUGAACAAAUAAAUGUAUUGUUUAUGUUAACUAACUACAUGGUGACGUUUAGACACGCAGAACAUAAAUGUUGCCUAUCUUUUUGCCACGGUGACAUCUUUGUAGUGUUUUGUCACGCAGAUCUAGUUUUGACUGGUUUAAUCUAGUCCCAUGAGCAUGCGCACUUGGUGUAAACAGGAAGAACAGACUAAAAGCAGCGAAAACUAUAAAGGCAAGAAUGAGCGGACAAAAAGGAGCGAACGUUUUGAUUUUCUUUGUAUAUUAACCAACGUAAAUUAUGCCCUAUACCAUCUUAUGCAAAUUUCGAUUACAUCUUGUAGAAGCAGUCGCCAGUUUUCGAGAAUUUUCAUAGACUCGCUAAUAUCGUACGCCAGCAAACGUCGGACGGAUAGUGACGUGAUUGAUUUCGUUUUGCUUGGAGAAUUUGCUCGUUAAAUUGCAUUUAACAGCAACUCUGUGCUAUCUGCAUUCUUUCGGCUUUGGUGGCUUUACACCGAGGGAAAUAAUGGUUCAAAAAGAUAAGACACUGGAGACGCCUCAAGUGGACGGUGAGCCGAUCCCCAGCCCUGUCUCCGGAGAGGCUUGUGCCGAGGCCCCUGGCCCGGUGGAAGAGUCUGGCAUCGGAAACGAGCCGACUGGCCACAGAAAAUUCAUUAGUGGAGUCGUGGAAGGCUUUUAUGGUCGACCAUGGACGAUGGAACAGAGGAAAGAGCUGUUCAGAAGGCAACAGAAUUGGGGACUGAAUACAUACCUUUACGCACCUAAAGAUGACUAUAAACACAGAAUGUUCUGGAGAGAGCUGUACUCAGUGGAAGAAGCAGAGCAACUUAUGACUUUAAUUAGUGCGGCUACGGAGCAUGGGAUAGAGUUCAUCUAUGCCAUUUCCCCUGGACUGGACAUCACCUUCUCCAACCAGAAAGAGGUUUCAGCACUCAAGAGAAAACUUGAUCAGGUUUCUCAUUUUGGCUGCAAAUCAUUUGCCUUACUUUUUGAUGAUAUUGACCACAACAUGUGCCCUGCUGACAAAGAGGUGUUCAGCUCCUUUGCACACGCUCAGGUUUCCAUCACAAAUGAAAUCUAUCAGUACCUUGCGGAGCCUGAAACUUUCCUCUUCUGUCCCACAGAGUACUGUGGAACAUUCUGCUACCCAAAUGUCUCUCAAUCCCCAUACCUGCACACAGUAGGAGAGAAACUAUUGCCUGGCAUUGACGUGUUAUGGACAGGUCCCAAGGUGGUGUCCAAAGACAUCACAGUGGAGUCUAUUGAAGAGGUGUCAAAAAUCCUGAAAAGGGCCCCAGUGAUUUGGGACAACAUCCAUGCCAAUGAUUAUGACCAGAAGAGGCUUUUCUUGGGUCCAUACAAGGGCCGUUCCACCGAGCUCAUCCCCAGGCUGAAAGGAGUGCUCACCAAUCCCAACUGCGAGUUUGAGUCUAACUUUGUAGCAAUCCACACUCUGGCCACCUGGUACAAGUCUAAUAUGAAUGGGGUCCGUAAGGAUGUGGUCAUGACGGAUGGUGAAGACAGUACAGUGUCCAUCCAGAUCAAGUUAGAGAAUGAAGGCAGUGAUGAAGAACUGGAGACAGACAUGCUCUACAGCCCACAGCUUGCUCUAAAACUGGCUCUCACAGAAUGGCUUGGAGAAUUUGGUGUGCCUCAUCAAUACAACAGCCGACAGGUACCUCAGAGUGGUGCCAAAAGCACAGCCAUUGAUGUGGCAUCCAUGGCUGCCCCCUCGCUCUGCUCCUCCACAACAGUCACAACUGUUUUCCAGCAGCCCAUCAUGUCUCCAGCAAUGCCACCUCUCUGUCUGGAUCCACUGUCACACCCUAUGGCAAAAACACCUCAGGAGGUAGAGGAGGUGGAGGUGGAGAAGAAGGAAUCAGAUGAGGAACCCAUGGAAAUGGUAGUUGAGAAGCAGGAUGAGCCAGAGCCAGAAGCAGAAGCUGACCUAGAGGAGAAGCAUGUUGGUCCUAUCUUAGCUGACAAGAUGGCUGAGGACCUGAGGCCCAUGGAUACAGACAAGGAGAGUGUGGCAGAGUCAAAGUCCCCUGAAGAGUCUCUACAGGAGGACUCUGGGAGUGAUAUCGCCCCUAUGCAGACAGAUGAUCAGCUUAAACAGGAUGGGUUUGUGCCUGGGUCCAACGAAAAGCCCCUGUUCACAGUAGAUCCUCUCACACUUGAGGACCUGGGCUUGUUGGCAGAGCUCUUCUACCUGCCUUAUGAACAUGGACCCAAGGCCAUGCAGAUGUUGAAGGAGUUCAACUGGCUACGAGCCAACAGCAGUGUAGUCAGUGUCAACUGCAAGAGAAAGGAAACAGAAAAGGUCGCUGAAUGGCAAUUAAGGGCAAAAAGGUUUGAAGAGAUGUGCUGCUCAGUCAUCCAUAUGUUCACACGGCUGUCCAAUUCAGCCAACCGCACCAUCCUAUAUGACCUCUACCCUUACAUCUGGGACAUCAAGAGCAUGAUUUCUAUGGUCAAGUCUUUUGUCCAGUGGUUAGGGUGUCGUAGUCAGUCCUCAGCACAAUUCCUUAGAGGAGACCAAGAGCCCUGGGCCUUUAGGGGAGGUCUAGCAGGAGAGUUCCAGAGAUUGUUGCCAAUAGAUGGGGCAAACGAUCUUUUCUACCAGCCUCCACCUUCACUGCCAACCUCCAAAAUCUAUACCAUAAGGCCGUACUUUCCCAAAGAUGAGGGUGCGGUUUAUAAAAUCUGUAAAGAAAUGUACUGUGAAGGAAUGGAGGAUGCACCUUUCUCUGAUGAUGACCCUGACCUCAUAGGAGACAGGUUAGUAGGAGGUCUCCUGACUCUGAGCUCAGACUAUGGGUUUGUGUUAGAGGAUGAUGAAGGGAUCUGCGGUUAUGCUCUUGGCACUGUGGAUGUCAAGCCCUUCAUCAAGAAAUGCAAACUGAACUGGAUUCCUUUCAUGCAAGAGAAAUACCACAAACCUGACAGCCAGAAGGACCUUACUGAGGCUGAGAAGAUGAUGUUGAGUUUCCAUGAAGAGGAGGAAGGUCUUCCAGACUCUUUCCUCUCCAACUUUCCCUCUCUCAUCAAGGUUGACAUUCACGCCAAGGUCACUGACCCCAGUGUAGCCAAAAGCAUGAUGGGAUGUCUUCUGUCUUCUCUUAAGGCCAACGGGUCCCAUGGUGCAUUCUGUAAGGUUCGUCAGACUGACAAGAGAAUGUUGGAGUUCUAUAGUAAGCUGGGGUGCUUUGAAGUGGCCAAAAUGGAGGGCUUUCCCAAAGACAUCAUCAUUAUGGGACGCAGCCUAUGAAGAGUUGUCCUGCUACAAAAAAAGACAGCAAGUCAACACGGCUUAAACAUGUUUCCUACCUUCAUAAGAAUAACUUCCACGAUGAUUUGAUACUAAGUUACCAUCUGGGCUAGCUCUGGGAUCUGUGUACGGAAGCACAACAGCCGCACCCACAGUUGCCCUAUGCUGCCCUUAGAUGAUAUGGCUCUGUUGGAUUUAGCAGAUCUGAAGCUAAAAGGCCAAGGUGAGAUCUGUAGUCAGUUCAUUUGAGCCAUUGAGUGGCACUUCAGCAAUGAUUUCUGGGGUCCCCACUACUCGUAUACCUCCAGGAGGCAGGAAAUGAUAACUCCAUAAACUUCUUUUGUUUUAUUUAUUUAAUCCAGUAGCUGUUAACGUGGAUAUUGCCCACAUGCCCAAACACAAUGUGUCUGUACAUGAAUACAUGAAAUGAGGGCAGCCUCUAUCUCAAGUAGUCUUACAACCCCCCAAUUCUGCUUUCUCUGCACUGAGAAAUAACACCGCUGUUGACAUACAGUAUGUAGGACACCUUUAUACAGGAUGCAAGGGCCUGUGUGACAGUUUGCCUUUCAUCAGCACAUCAUGGAAUUUCCAACUACUCCACAACUAACUUGGAGAAAGGGGCCUUUCAAGUGGCAUGUUUCUAACAAAAAGUGAUUUGAAAUACUGAGUCUGUACCAAUGGAGGAUGGGAAACUGUAGCUUUUGGGGUUUGUGAAAUCCUCUAAAAAGAUUAUCACAGGCCAGCACAUUUGCUAUAAAUCUUUGUUGAGGCUAUUAAAGGCUCGGCCAGGGCAUUUUCUGAAAUUCUGCUCAAAUAUUAUUGUUCACUAGGAAAGCAAUAGAAAAGUUUCCCAAGGGUUACUAAUAUGGUUGUCGGCCUAUUUCUGCUUAAUGCUUUGCUUUUGACCGUUCUGUAUUUUUGCAAUUCAGCCAUUGGUUUUCUUACUUCCCCUUUUAGCUCUUGCCUUUUGGAUUAUAUACCAGGAAUAGGGCGGUUUUGGACAUUAGCUUUGUUUUUACUCAAAUUCCACAGAUGUGGCCUGAUAGGUCCUAAUAUUGCUCUACCAAACCCCAAACUCCAGCACAGAAAUCCGUUAGUAGAUCUAAGAUGACUGACAGAAAUAUCUCUGUCAGAGAAACCACAGACUGCCUAGGUAAGUUCUGUAAACUGAUAUAUUUACAAAAUGUUAUGGAAAUGUAAAGUUUUUUUUUUGUAUGUUUAUAUAAGUAUUUAAAAUGAUGAUGACUGAUACACAGUUCCUCUUGGAAAUAAUGAAAAUCACAGUCAACAUUUGCUAAAUUGUGAUACCUAGUGGGACCAAAAUCUUGAUUCUGAUCAGCUAUAGUAAAAGGUUUUUGGCAUUAAUUCACAUUGAAAUUAUAUGAGGUAAAAUUAUAAAAGAACCCAAAAAAUAUAGAAGUAUUAACCUCUAGAUCUCUUAAGGCUGCUCAGUUCUUUGUAACCACUAAUUUAAAACACGCUGUGCUUAAAGGUCACUGGUAAUAAUGACUAAUCCGUUUACAUCCUCCCUGCUUUGUUUCAACAAUGCACAAAUGUCUCUAAUGUCCUCUCCAGUGGGCCUUGGUGAGCACUGUAAGAAUCGCAGAGGUGGUGAAAUCCUGUCACCACACUUGGUACUGGCUCCCACACUGAUGAACUGUAGUUAAGGGGGUUUGGAGCACAAAUUCCUAGGCCUUUUAGUAUAUUCAUUGAAUGUUUUAUAUUCUAAUGCAUUUCUCAUCUGUUUUUGUAAAUCUACAUAGCUGAUUACAAAGGCACUUUGACCAUAGACUUUAUGUUCUGGUGGUUACAUGAGGAUCAUCUCUUUUUUUUUUUUAGUAGCUAUCUGUCAAUGUGAUGUUUUGAUACUGUGUACAUUCAUAAUGUGCAUGAGGCGUAUUGGAUGUGGUGUGGCAGUUGUUAGAAUAAACAUCUUUUGCUGCAUAGGGGAAGAAGCAUGUCAUUCACCUCUGUGAGCAUACUGUAGUAUGUAGACAGUUUGUUAAUGCUGCCAAUCAAAGUGUUAUUUUGUAUAUUUUUACUAAAACUGUGGAUAGUGUCCUGUUUCUUUAAGGAAGGCAAAAUGCUGCCCUCAUUAUAAUGCCCUGUCCUGUACAGCCGUCCUACCUGCCUGUGUUUUCAGCAAGGUGUGAAGCUGCCCACCAACAGAUUAGCUGUGCAUCUUCAGAAACAACAGCAGACUCUUUACACGUUUUAAAUAGUUUAUUUUGCAGUUUGUUGACACUCGAGCUUCAUCGUCUGUGCUGUAGGCUGUGAUUGAGAGAAACGGUUUGUACAUUUUGAUUUUGAGGGUGUAAUAUAAGUGACAGUUUACCAGUGUAAAAUUGUAAGAUGCAUAAAAUUAAAAACUAAUAAAUCAUAA